AUGUGGAAAGCCCUAGUCAAAGGAGACUACAAUGAGUGGUAUAAGAGUAGCAGGCUCUUCAAGGCCCAUAACCUACCUAUGGACGAGACUUCCUACUCUUUAUUAGCCCACGGCUAUAUCCUCUCUCACAGGCAUAUGGCAUCUUCAGCGUUGAUGGUUUUACAAGAGAUGAAGGAGGCGGACAUGCACCCUGCGUUAGUCAAGCUGAACGAGCGAUUCAUACAUGGCUAUCUCGAGCUUCAAGACCUCGGUCUUACGCCAGAGAAGACAGCUUGGCAGACUGUCCUGAGGACUUGUUGGCAAUGUGCAGUUCGAUUGAAGCGGAAACGUCUUCAAAGGAUUAAGAAGUACCUCCAGGAGAGAGUUCAUGUUGAGGAUAUGUACCAGCUUGACCGCACCGACGUCAGAGCUCUCAUCGCUGCAGAGCACGAUCAAGCUCGACUGAUGAUAGCUGCCCAUGAAGCACAGGUGCAUGGCAAACAGGAUGUAUCAAUGUUGGAUGGUAAGGAGGUUAAGGAGAUUGCAUUGGAGAGAGCCGAGCUGCUGACACCAUCGCUGCGUGGCCGGAAGCACACCCGUCGGAGAACUCUGUCAUCUGCCACAGUGCCCAAGCACCAACCCUUCCGUGUUGAGCAUAUUCCUGAUCCUGAUUACUUCACAGAAGGACGAUUCGGUGGUGGUAGUAGUAGUGACCUUGGUGUCCAUGAGCAACUAGAGCCCGACGGAGAGGCCGAGAACAGCCUGUUCUCGGCUUUGGACUGUGAGAUCCUCCAAUACCUCAGCAAGGAGCACCUAUGA
Perkinsus marinus ATCC 50983 is the source of this 798-nucleotide messenger RNA. RefSeq lists its product as hypothetical. Bases 1 to 798 code for a protein of 265 amino acids. The transcript is spliced from 8 exons. NCBI's taxonomy places the organism in Eukaryota, Perkinsozoa, Perkinsida, Perkinsidae. The record is from RefSeq and is a predicted model, not a curated record.